This is a messenger RNA of Archocentrus centrarchus (flier cichlid), 3319 nucleotides long. Its product is annotated as BTB/POZ domain-containing protein 3-like. The coding region runs from base 436 to 1830 and encodes 464 amino acids. Lineage: Eukaryota; Metazoa; Chordata; Actinopteri; Cichliformes; Cichlidae. Gene Ontology annotation, biological process: neurogenesis; cerebral cortex development; dendrite morphogenesis. Gene Ontology annotation, cellular component: cytosol. The transcript is spliced from 4 exons. Gene Ontology annotation, molecular function: protein binding. The record is from RefSeq and is a predicted model, not a curated record.
GCUGCUCUCUGAUUGGCUGGUGGGCCUACGCUCUUGCUGGUAAACAGUUGCUCUACUAAACUCCAAAAAGCAAAAAUAGGAUUUUUAUCAAGCGGAAAUUAUAAGAAACAUACCCGUGUGAGGUUACAGUGAGUGUAAACCGACUGAUUUAACAAACGGCGGAAGUUUGGGAGCGACAUGAAGUCCGUGAAGCAGCGAACGGCUCCGUUAGCUUAGCAUAAACAUGCUAAAACAAGCAGCCGAUGAGGAACUUAAAAGCCGAGUUUUGACUACAGACUCCGGGCGUUGCUUCCUGCCGCAGAGUUUUCAUUUGUUGUCUGUAACGAGCCGUGCUGAUGUCCGCUGAGCGCAGAUAAGAUCCUCCAGAUUUUAAGCGGACUCUGGUUCAUCUUCCCGCGGCUGCCAUGCGCCGGCCCGUGGUCUGACUGCAGGACGAUGGCUGCGGAGCUGUUUCCCACCAAGAAGCCGGUCCCGGCCGCCUCCGUGCAGCAGUACCAGCAGCAGAACCUUACCAACAACAACACCAGCAGCAGCACCGCGCAGGGCUGCUGCAACUGGCAGGGCCUGUAUCCCACCAUCCGAGAAAGGAAUUCAGUCAUGUACAACAAUGAGAUGAUGGCAGACGUUCACUUUGUGGUGGGACCACCAGGAGGGACACAGCGAGUCCCCGGACACAAGUACGUCCUGGCUGUCGGCAGCUCCGUGUUCCACGCCAUGUUCUAUGGCGAGCUGGCCGAGGAUCAGGAUGAGAUCCGUAUCCCAGAUGUAGAACCACCAUCCUUCCUCGCCAUGUUGAAGUACAUCUACUGUGAUGAGAUUGAUCUUUGCGCCGACACGGUGCUCGCCACCCUCUACGCUGCCAAGAAGUACAUUGUACCUCACCUUGCGCGAGCCUGUGUCAACUUCCUGGAGACCAGCCUGAGCGCAAAGAACGCCUGCGUGCUGCUGUCACAGAGCUGCCUGUUUGAGGAGCCCGACCUGACGCAGCGCUGCUGGGAGGUGAUCGACGCGCAGGCCGAGCUCGCGCUGCGCUCUGAAGGCUUUUGUGACAUCGACACCCAGACGCUGGAGAGUAUCCUGCAGCGGGAGACGCUCAACGCCAAAGAGAUGGUGGUGUUUGAGGCGGCACUGAACUGGGCCGAGGCAGAGUGCCAGAGACAGGAUCUGCCGCCAACUAUUGAGAACAAGCGCCUGGUUCUGGGGAAGGCCAUCUACUUGAUCCGCAUCCCCACUAUGGCGCUGGAGGACUUCGCCAAUGGUGCGGCCCAAUCUGGUGUGCUCACACUCAACGAGACCAACGACAUCUUCUUGUGGUAUACAGCCGCCAAGAAGCCAGAUCUCCUGUUCUGCACCAAACCGCGUAAAGGCCUGUCCCCUCAGCGCUGCCACCGCUUCCAGUCCUGUGCCUACAGGAGCAACCAGUGGCGGUACAGAGGCCGCUGCGACAGCAUCCAGUUUGCCGUCGACAAGCGCGUCUUCAUCGCUGGCUUUGGCCUGUACGGCUCCAGCUGUGGCUCGGCCGAAUACAGUGCCAAGAUUGAGCUGAAGCGCCAGGGUGUGCCACUGGCACAACGUCUCAUCAAGUACUUCUCCGACGGCUCGAGCAGCACCUUCCCCGUCUGGUUCGAUUACCCGGUGCAGAUCGAGCCGGACACCUUCUACACUGCCAGCGUGGUGCUGGACGGCAAUGAACUCAGCUACUUCGGCCAGGAGGGCAUGACCGAGGUGCAGUGUGGGAAAGUGACCUUCCAGUUCCAGUGCUCCUCGGACAGCACCAACGGCACCGGCGUACAGGGAGGCCAGAUCCCCGAGCUCAUCUUCUACGCCUGAUGGGCGGGACAGAGGGCGCCGCAGAGAUUGCUGCUUCACUGCCAUGUUGACUUUAAACUGUGGAGUUCUCAGGAAGCUGCCGGAGCAGUGACGGACUCUUAAGCCUCAAAGACAAAAUGCAGACGGCUCAGUGGAAAUGUGAAGAAACAACUCAAAGACUGAACCUGAACCUCACAUUCCUCCAACACUGCCUUUGUUCAUGAUGUUUUCCAGUUUCUCUUCGUUAAGUUUGAAUUAGAAAAAGAACAUCACUGUAAAACUCAAAUGAAGGCAUCAAACACCAUGUUUGAUAGAAAUCCUGAUUUCCAAGCAAACAGGAGGAGAAGGUGCACUUUGUUGGGGACUAUUUUCAGCGGUGGAUUAAUCCACAGGUAUCAUCAAACUUUAUAUUUGACAUUACACUAAAAACACCUGUGCAAUCAUCUGGGGGUUUUUUUGUUUGUUUUUUAAGUCUUCUGUAACUCUAUCGAUCAUAGCUAUUGAUUAAAUACAAACGAUCAAAGAUAUUCAAGUAACCAGAUUAAAGCAGGGAGUCUCUAAAAGUAGAGAAGCGUCUGUUUGCUUUUAAAAUGAAAUUAUGAUAGUCUGCUUGAUUGAAACACUAAUAAAAAUAUUUUAUUACUCGCGGAGGACGUCGGAGCCGGUGGAGAGAGUGAGAGCUUUGACCUCAUAAAUAAAACAGAUGAUUAAUCAGACAUGGGGGGGUUUAACGUGGUCAGCAGGAGAUGGUUCCUGCGUUUCAGUGCUCAUUCAUAAGCUCAGAGACUAUAGCUGCGAGUAAGAGGAGACCAGAUCGUUUUCAGGUCACAUUGGAGAUUUCAAUGAGGAAAAAAUCAUGUUAAAGUUUUCCACUAAGCUCCACACAACUCUGCAAAAUCCUAAAAUUCUGCUCCAGAUAGUUGAGGUUUGACCUUGGAGUUAAAUUUUUGCUCUCAUUCUUUAAGAUCCCUUUUUUAUUUUUUAUUUUAUUUUACUGGAUUCUUGGGGGGAAAAAAAAAAAAAAACAGGAGGCUAGAGGUGCUCUCUGUAGUUACCAUCUGGCCCAGCGGGGGGCAGCAUAUUUUCAUUUUAACGUUUUUUUUUUUGUUUGUUUGUUUCUUUUCUCACCCGACCGGCAUUUCCUCACAGCAUUACCACUCUUUAUUAUAGUUAAAUACAGGCUGCAUGGAAUCGCUGCACCCUCUUGUGGUACACAGUGGUAUUACAGGAAAGAGUUCAGCUGACUUAAGCUGAUCUCGCUCCAACACAACACAUGCGCGCUGUGGACACACACACACUCUUCUCAUCCUGCGGUGUCUUUACCUCAUAUAAGAAGGUUUUAAACAAUUUUUUAAUGGGAGAUUUUCUAAAAUGUACCUGUUACUGUGGGCAGCACGGUGGUUAGCACUGCUGCCUCACAGUUAGAAUAACAUCUGGAAGGUCUAGGUUUGAUUCCACCUUGGCCCAGGCCUCUCCCUCUCUCUGUGUGGAGUUUGCAUGUUCUUCCCGU